Messenger RNA from Polyodon spathula (Mississippi paddlefish), 1784 nucleotides. Its product is annotated as methyltransferase N6AMT1-like. The record is from RefSeq and is a predicted model, not a curated record. The transcript has 8 exons. Gene Ontology annotation, biological process: methylation. Gene Ontology annotation, cellular component: eRF1 methyltransferase complex. Lineage: Eukaryota; Metazoa; Chordata; Actinopteri; Acipenseriformes; Polyodontidae. Gene Ontology annotation, molecular function: protein methyltransferase activity; S-adenosylmethionine-dependent methyltransferase activity; nucleic acid binding. The coding region runs from base 623 to 1300 and encodes 225 amino acids.
AGGAAGUGGUUCAGACCAUUCUCAUCAAAGAUGAUUAACUAUGUAUCUUUUUUUUUUUAUAUUGGACUCUUUAGUUACAGUAAAUUAUUGCAUUAUGCUUAUGUCACUGCCAAGGACUUGUCUGCUGCUUUUCAUUUGCGGCAAACAGAACAAGGCAGGGAAUGGUAAAACAACAGUCAGAGGAUAUGAAAGAACAGAACAAAACAAAAACAGGACUAAAAGCGUCUGCUUUGUUUAUCAUGCUCAUUAAUCAGGAAUCAAAGGUCUUCAACUUGACAAUUUAUGUUUAAAUGGAGUAGCACUGUUGUUUUGUCACUUGUAGCUUGCCGCAAACUUUUUCAUCCUGGGCAUAGAAUUGAUCUGCAGAGCUGAACUAGCUGGUGUGAUCCAUGGAAAAUCAAUAUGCUAAGCUAUUUCAUUUAUACAUGUUAUGACAGAAUCUCCAAAAGACAGACAGGCUGCUUUCUAAGAGGAAUGCCAAGAAACUGAAAUAAAAGUAAAUCUAUUAAAAGUGUCACGCACACUCGGGUGGAGUUUAGUUCAUUAAAUUGGAUGAGGCUACACUGCAAGGGCUGUCUUCAAUGCCAAGCAUCCCAAAAGAACAUUUAAAACAGUGAAGACCAUGAAAAAUGUAAGAAUGCAGAUUUUCUUAGGAGAGGGGAUGUUUCCCACCCCCCUGUAUGCCCACACUGGGCGCGGUGCAUUUGCCAAGGUGUACGACCCGGCCGAGGACACCUUCCUCCUGAUGGAUGCCCUGGAGCAAGAUGCAGAACUGCUUCUUCAGAGAGAUCCCUCUGUCUGCCUGGAGGUUGGUUCUGGUUCUGGUGUCGUUUCUGCCUUCGCUGCUUCAUUCAUUGGGCCUAAAGCGGCCUACUUCUGUACAGAUAUCAACCCCUUAGCUGCUGCCUGCACUACAGAGACUGCACGGUGCAAUGAAGUCAGUGUUCAGCCAGUAAUCACUGAUUUGGUCAGUGCACUACUGCCCAGGCUUCUAGAGAAGGUGGACAUUCUACUCUUCAACCCCCCCUAUGUUGUGACUCCAUCUGAGGAGGUAGGAAGCUGUGGUAUCGAGGCCUCAUGGGCAGGUGGGAGGCGGGGUAGAGAGGUGAUGGACAGGUUGUUUCCUCUGGUUCCCCAACUCCUGUCCAAUCAGGGGCUUUUCUAUCUGGUUACCGUGCAAGAGAAUAACCCAGAGGAGAUUAUCAGCUUGCUGGGGAAGGCUGGACUGAAGGGGAUUAGGGCUCUUUCUCGACAGGCUGGAAGGGAAACUCUGUCCAUUCUCCGGUUCUCGAAAUCCUGAGCCCACUCUGCUAAACUCAGCUGGUCCUUCAGGAUAAUAACCCAGACCUUUUCAUCUGUAACACCCCUGCAUUAUGUAGGAGGGCAUUGUGUUGGUGUUAGGGGAAUACCUGGACCUGUAUCGAAGAUUUUCUAGCAUCGGGCAUGAUGUGAGUGGGGCCGCUGCAUAAGGAUCCUGGGCAACUGUAUCACCACAGCAAGGUUGUGGCAGUGUGAACCUAAACCAAGUGGCAGAGCUAAGCUGAAAACUGAGAUCCUGUGUCAACAUUUUCAUUAAAUGAGAAAAUAUUUUGUGGAUGUCCUCAUCACUCUGGUUAAGCUUACAUCCUCCAAGCUUGAAAUUACCAGCAUGUUUUGAUUUGUAAUACAAAGUGUAUGAGUAUCCCGGUUCUGUUUUAAUCCCAGUCCGUUUCAAUUCUGUGUUGGCCGUUUUGUCAUUCUCUGGCACUACACACAAUUUAAAAAAUAAAGUAUUAAUUUUUUUA